AUGGACGAAACGGAAGUAACGCAACGUAGCAAAAGCGUGGCUACAAAGGAAGGACUUAUGACAGAAGACACAACCUUAAUUAGUACUUCGACAGGAAUCAAGACAAAGACUAAGAGACGACUCUAUACGUGGGAUGAGAUUCCGGAAUGGCAGCGCGACAAUGAACACAUUCGAAGCGGGUACGUCAGCGAGACCAAAAGCCUCAAAGAAUGCUUUUGUAGCCUGUUCUAUCUGCACAAUGAAUCUGUGAAUAUCUACACACAUUUUUUGCCCGGACUUUGCUUUCUUGGCGUGGUCCUGUUCGAUAAUUAUGCCAUAAAGAAAUACGAUACAACGACCUGGAUCGAUUAUGCGAUGAUAGACUUUUUUUUCCUGGGCGGCUUUACCUGUUUGAUGAUGAGUAGUCUCUUCCACUGCCUCAAAUGCCAUUCGAUUGAAGUUGCUACUUUUGGCAACAAGCUUGACUAUCUGGGGAUCGUGGCUCUAGUAGUCUCAUCGAUGGUGAGUCUCUUAUAUUAUGGUUUCCAUGAUAAUAAGCCCUACUUUUUUACAUUUUCUGGCCUAACAGUCCUGUUUGGAGCCUGUUGCACCGUGGCAUCUCUAAAAGAGCGUUUCCGUUCAAGAGAAUGGCGAGCUUACAGAGCAGCACUAUUUGUGGCUUUCGGGCUUUCUGCGCUGCUUCCCGUCAUUGCUGGCCUCAUACGUUAUGGAUUUGAGGAAACAUGCGCAAGAAUACAACUCAAAUGGAUUGUCUUGGAAGGGAUUUUUUACAUCACAGGCGCAGUCCUAUACGGAACUCGAUUUCCCGAAUGUCUCUCACCAGGUAUUUUUGACAUAUGGGGCAAUUCUCAUCAGAUAUUUCACGUUCUGGUUGUAGUGGCUGCCUUGUGUCAUUUGAAAGCGCUUCUUCGCACUUAUGAGCUGGUUCAUUCGACCGGGUUAGGAACGCACAGUUUUUGA
This is a messenger RNA of Lachancea lanzarotensis, 960 nucleotides long. RefSeq names its product LALA0S08e01310g1_1 (gene IZH2). The coding region runs from base 1 to 960 and encodes 319 amino acids. The transcript has a single exon. NCBI's taxonomy places the organism in Eukaryota, Fungi, Ascomycota, Saccharomycetes, Saccharomycetales, Saccharomycetaceae. The record is from RefSeq and is a predicted model, not a curated record. Gene Ontology annotation, molecular function: signaling receptor activity. Gene Ontology annotation, cellular component: membrane.